Messenger RNA from Sciurus carolinensis (gray squirrel), 2358 nucleotides. RefSeq names its product homeobox D4 (gene Hoxd4). Gene Ontology annotation, biological process: regulation of transcription by RNA polymerase II; anterior/posterior pattern specification; embryonic skeletal system morphogenesis. Lineage: Eukaryota; Metazoa; Chordata; Mammalia; Rodentia; Sciuridae. The record is from RefSeq and is a predicted model, not a curated record. Gene Ontology annotation, cellular component: nucleus. Gene Ontology annotation, molecular function: DNA-binding transcription factor activity, RNA polymerase II-specific; RNA polymerase II cis-regulatory region sequence-specific DNA binding.
AGAAGGGUGAGUAUAAGGGGAAUAGAAGGUUAGCAAAGUCAGUGGCAGACAAAAGCUGAGAUUACCUGCUGGAAAUAGGGGUGCUGGGGAUUUGUACAACAUUAACAUCUGGUGGGUCCCUCAAAUGUGGCAUGGCAAGUCACUUGAUUACAUGUACGUUUAUUUAGUUAAAUUUGUGAAAAUUAUGAGAUGCUUACCAACCCAGUGAUAAACUCCCUCCCUCCCCAUUGGUUGGCCUGGUCACAUGGCUGCCCAACUUUAUUCAGUUGACAGCAAGUAGGAGGGCCCUAUGGAAGGAGAAAAAAAGACAACACGAGAAAAAUUAGUAUUUUCUACCUUCUGAAAUUAAUGGCCAUGAGUUCGUAGGUGAACUCUAAGUAUGUGGACCCCAAGUUUCCUCCGUGCGAGGAGUAUUUGCAGAGCGGCUACCUAGGCGAGCAGGGCGCCGACUACUACAGCGGCGCACAGGGCGCCGAGUUCCAGCCCCCGGGGCUCUACCCGCGUCCCGACUUCGGUGAGCAGCCCUUCGGAGGAGGCGGCCCGGGUCCCGGCUCAGCGCUGCCUGCGCGGGGUCACGGGCAAGAGCCCAGUGGCCCUGGUGGUCACUACGGCGCCCCGGGAGAGCCAUGCCCGGCACCCCCACCGGCACCCCUGCCUGGUGCCCGGGCCUGUAGCCAGCCCGGCGGCCCCAAGCAGCCGCCUCCCGGGACAGCACGAAACAGCCCUGCUGUGGUCUACCCCUGGAUGAAGAAGGUGCACGUGAAUUCCGUGAACCCCAACUACACCGGCGGGGAGCCCAAGCGUUCCCGGACGGCCUACACCCGGCAGCAAGUCCUAGAACUGGAAAAGGAAUUUCAUUUUAACAGGUAUCUGACGAGGCGCCGUCGGAUUGAAAUCGCUCACACCCUGUGUCUGUCGGAGCGCCAGAUCAAGAUCUGGUUCCAGAACCGGAGGAUGAAGUGGAAAAAAGACCACAAGCUACCCAACACCAAAGGCAGGUCAUCAUCAUCAUCUUCCUCCUCCUCCUGCUCCUCCUCAGCUGCCCCAGGCCAGCAUUUGCAGCCCAUGGCCAAGGACCACCACACGGACCUGACAACCUUAUAGAAGUGGGGACUCUGGGCCCAUCCCUCCCUGCGCUCCAGGCUGAGCCGAAGCUGCGGGGGCAGGCCGGGCCUGCUGUCACCUCACUGGGCUCUAAGGUACUGUGGGGUGGACCUGGGACUUACAGGCCUCCCUCGGACUAGGUUAGCAUCCCGCCUGAGGGCAGCCCCCUCCCUAGAGUGGGGAAGGGGGUGGGAAGGGUGGGCGGGAUUCUCUCUACGUAUAUUAUAUGGCAGGAGCUACUGAGAACAUAAAACCUUGGCGAGUCAUUAAACUCAUGAAAAUCUCAGCUGUUGGAUUUUGACUUUGCAAUGAGGUUGGAUGCUUUAUCCAGUAGGAAUUUGGACAUUCUCCCCCACUCCACCCCUCCAGGGAGCUUUGUGGUUUAGUAAUGUGGGGGAGUUGAGGCAGAAGGUUGGCCACUCUGUGCUAGGUGCUUUCAGUGGGAGCAGGAAAGCUGGGCCAGGAUUUCUGAACUUUCUAGGUUGUCAUAUUUCAAGUGUGAUAAAAAGAAAACAUUUUGCUCCCAGUGGUCCCAUGCCCAAAAGAAAUAAGUCUAAGAAGGAAAUGGAAACGGGUUAUUUUAUGUUUAGAUUAUAUUUGCUUAAAUAUUUAUUUGUUGGAAAAUGGGGUACAGAAAUAACUGACACUAUCAUGCCAAAAAUCUUUAGAUGGUGAAAGGAACUGAGCUUCAGGGAGCUGGAUCAGUUAUGUGUGGACUCACUCCUGGAAGUUACCUACAUUCUGAACUCCACUCCCUCCCCAUCCCUGGAAAGAAAUAAAGGGGACCUUAACCCUUCUAGGGAAAGCAAAGGAUCCAUUUCAACCUUGAGUUCUUUAAAAAUAUAUUUUCACAUGUGCUUGUUUUCCAGCACAGUGCUUAUAUACAGUUCUGGGUGAUUAAAGGAAAGGGGAAAAAGAAAACAAAUGGUUCAACAUUUUCCUUCUGGGGAAAGAAAACAAAACCUCUGUGCUCUGGGCCAUCAGAUAAUGACUCAGAUACUGAAUUUUCUGUUCCAACUGGAUUCCAAAUAGCUCCCAAUCUACAUAGCAGGAUUUCAUAGGAAUUGGUGUUCUGGCCUAUAUGGGGGAGGGUUUGUGCACUUGGCAACAGUGGGUAGGAAGUAUUGCUUUAAAAAAGAAACUAAUUGAAUCUAGAAGUGUACAAAAGUUGGUCUUAGGGAGUUUUCCCCCUGAAAUUUUGAUUUAAGAAAAAAAAAAAACCCUAAGGAAGUUUUUCUCAAUCCACUAAUUAGA